AAUAAUUUAUUCAUUUAUUGUAUAUAUAAUAAUGUAUGUGUGCAUACGUGCAUGCAUAAAAUCUUUUCAGGGUAUUUUCAAGAUCUUUUCAUUGCAGUGAAUCAAUUUAAUCUCUUUUCCAGUAUGAAUUAUUAAAUAAGUCAUGUACAAAACGUUUGGGUGCUUAAAAAGCCAUUUAAAUACUGUACAAAUGUCCCGAGGAUGCCUGGCUUUUAUUAUAAGGCGAGGCGGAUGACGGACAGCUGAUGCGGCCAAUGAAAGACGCGACGUCCAUUCGACGGCCAAUCGCCGACUCGCGGGGGCGGGGCUAGCCCGCCGUUUUAUCCGCACUCUCGCCAAGCAGGAGGAGAAUCCCAAAAAUGACAUCCAGCAGCUUUCCAGAGGAAAACCGCGGCGUUUAGAGACGCUCUCCCGAAGUUUCCCUCCUCACACGGUCACGGAUUACAGCUCGUACUCCAGAUAUGUAGCCAUCAGACUUCGGAAAUGCGUGUUUGACACAGAAGGACAGUUUUUUUCCCUCACAACUGCUAUUUACGCGCCUCCGAUUCCAAACUCCGGAUCCUUCGGCUCCAAACCGGACAUGUGCGAUUUGAUGCCAGCGGCUCAACCGGCCGAAAAAAUCGGGAAAAUGAAGAAAUUGAGAAGAACUUUGUCCGAGAGCUUCAGUCGCAUCGCCUUCAAGAAAGAAGACAGCGGCUUUGACGAGGUGAGAGAAAGCACUUUUCUGGUCCUGCCAGUGUUUGCCGAUGCGGUUAACGCAAGCGCCCUGACACGGGGCCCGGAGCAGUGCAUGCUGGGAUGUGUUGUUUGGGUGUGUGUGUCUCUGGGGGGAUCGUGUCAGCGGCGAUCAUCACAGAUAUCAGUAUCAUUGGGUUGGUUCUCCAGUGACCGCACAUGGUUUUUAUGAGCUCUUGCGCACAUUACUCGGGGAUUAUUGAGAUUUAUUAUUUCAAGGACAUUUGAAAUGUCAUUAUGCAGGUUUCCUGUUUUGAGAAGACGCGCUUUAAAACCAAAUGCAAUCAAAUUAAUAUUUUUUCAUAU
This is a messenger RNA of Puntigrus tetrazona (Sumatra barb), 1041 nucleotides long. It is a transcript of the gene cdk14, whose product is annotated as cyclin-dependent kinase 14. Lineage: Eukaryota; Metazoa; Chordata; Actinopteri; Cypriniformes; Cyprinidae. Bases 581 to 907 code for a protein of 108 amino acids. The record is from RefSeq and is a predicted model, not a curated record. The transcript has 2 exons.